CAAUUUUGGCAACACUUCUGAAUGAUUCUUUCAAACGUCAACAAAGAAAUUUCUUCAGGAACUACCGACAGUUUUCGCAGUUUUUCCAAAAAUUUAACUUUAUUCACCGAAAAUUCUGCUCAGUUUAUCGACAACCCCGUAGCAAACAUGUCGUUCGACUCUGUCCCAAAGGAUUUGCGUGGGUUGCGGGCAUGCUUGGUGUGUUCCCUGGUAAAGACGUUUGAUCAAUUCGAAAUCGAGGGUUGCGAAAACUGCGAAGACUUUCUUCGAUUGAAGGGCAACAAGGACCAGGUGUACGAUUGUACCAGUAACAAUUUCGACGGGUUGAUAGCAGUAAUGCAGCCGGACGAUAGCUGGGUCUGCAAAUGGCAAAGGAUAAAUCGAUUUAACAAAGGGGUCUACGCUAUAUCGGUAUCUGGUCGACUGCCAAAUAGCGUUAUCCGAGAGAUGAAGAACCACAACAUUCCCUAUCGGUCCAGGGACACUAGUACAAGAUAGUUCUUUCAUUUAUUUAAGCACAAGAUUGUAAUAACCUUAUUUUGAAUUUCAUAAUCAGUACCAUUCUUGACUAAAUUUA
Uranotaenia lowii is the source of this 577-nucleotide messenger RNA. RefSeq names its product transcription elongation factor SPT4 (gene spt4). The coding region runs from base 22 to 498 and encodes 158 amino acids. The record is from RefSeq and is a predicted model, not a curated record. Gene Ontology annotation, cellular component: nucleus; DSIF complex. NCBI's taxonomy places the organism in Eukaryota, Metazoa, Arthropoda, Insecta, Diptera, Culicidae. Gene Ontology annotation, molecular function: RNA polymerase II complex binding; zinc ion binding. Gene Ontology annotation, biological process: chromatin organization; regulation of transcription elongation by RNA polymerase II; positive regulation of DNA-templated transcription, elongation. The transcript has 4 exons.